Dermacentor silvarum is the source of this 1127-nucleotide messenger RNA. Its product is annotated as U11/U12 small nuclear ribonucleoprotein 35 kDa protein-like. The record is from RefSeq and is a predicted model, not a curated record. Gene Ontology annotation, biological process: mRNA splicing, via spliceosome. Lineage: Eukaryota; Metazoa; Arthropoda; Arachnida; Ixodida; Ixodidae. Gene Ontology annotation, molecular function: snRNA binding; mRNA binding. Gene Ontology annotation, cellular component: precatalytic spliceosome; U12-type spliceosomal complex. Bases 164 to 1000 code for a protein of 278 amino acids. The transcript is spliced from 6 exons.
GGUCCCUACUGGUGUCGGAGGAGGCGGGCCUGCGACAGCCACGUGACGGGCCUCCCUAGCGCUGGCCCCACCUGGAAGUCCACCGCUGCAGCCGUCCAUACUUGAGGCCGGGCAGGAGGACAUCCUGGACAAUCGAGAGUGUCUUCAAGAACCGCACGCCACAAUGGAUGCGGUAUGGUCACCUAUCGCUCGUACUUACGAUCCUCUAAAGGCCGGCAGCAUCGAUGGGACCGACGUCAAACCUCACGACCACGGCAUCGUCCGUGCUAUGGAAGCUACUUAUAAAACUAACAAGCACGUCAAAACUGACCCACGCUUGACGAUCUUUGUAGCUCGGCUGUGUCCAAGUACAACAGAGGAUACCAUCAAAGAGUUCUUUACUCAUUAUGGAGACGUGAAGAGCUGCCACUUGGUCAGGGACUUCGUCACCAGCUUCUCCAAACGCUACGCCUUCGUCGAAUUCUACGAUGCAAGGGAUGCCCUGGCUGCAAGCAGCGCAAACAAUAUGCUCAUCGAUGAUUGCAAAGUCUUUGUAGACUUUGAACAAGAGAGAUUGCUACCCGGUUGGAUACCCCGUCGGCUUGGUGGCGGCUUUGGAGGAAAGAAGGAGUCGGGACAGCUGAGGUUUGGUGGCCUCGACCGUCCUUUCAAAAAGCCCAUCAUCCUCGGUUCCAAAGGUGGAGCUUACUCAUUGGAGGCGUUUAACGAUAGAAGUCACCAGUUCCCUCACCGCCGUGAAGGCCGUUACUCGGGGUCCGACUACAGAGGGAGGGACCGUGACAGGAGAGACGAUUUUAUCCGCGAGAACAAGUUGGGCUACGAACGGCCGCGUGACCGUCAUCACCAAGGAGACUACAGAAGUGACCGCUCUGUGAAGUCCUACAGUCGACCCUACGAGAGCAGCAGUGACCGUCGGCGGAAGCAUGAAGGCCACUCGAGCCGGGAAAAACGGGACGAACACGACAGCAGAGAACGCAGAAGUCACAGGUCACCUGUUUAACCAGAGUGUUGCAUCUCUGUGGGGCACCCGUUUUGAAGAAAGUGAUCCUGGGAUCCCUAGCGCCUUGCAGUUGAUUUCAUCUUGCAGUAUCUGACAUGAAUAAAAGGAUUUGAUCGUUUGUCAUGGG